CAGCACUUUUGCUUUUUUAUAUCUCUUUCACACUUCCGUUUCUAACGGAAAUGGAUGCCCGGCAACCACACGUUCCUAAACAUGAUCCAAAAUACAAACCUCAUCAUAGACAAAGCUUUAGCGGCCAUCCUCUAUUACAACAAUCUGAGGAUGGUCUCGUAAGCUUUAGAUAUCAACCCAUCAAGCAACGGCCACGCUCAUUCACCGUGUCCAGCCUCAUUACCUCAGAGAACAGCAGUGUACCGUACACCAUUGUUGAGCAGGACGAGUUAACGCCGCCUUGCAUAGAAUUCGAUAUGAAGCAAUUGGAUAAAGCUUUACAGACAGCCUUUGUCCUGCUUUCGUCAUGCGAUAGGACGCUAGGUCAUCUGCCUGACAAAUUGAAACAGUCCAUUGUGCAAAAAGCGCAGGAGGACUCGACAGUGAUGUCGAAUCAUGUGAAGUCCCAAAGAGGCAAUGGCAAGGCUCAACUUGGAAUCGGCUCCGCGCAGUCGAUUAUCCAUCGACUGUAUUCGAACAGUCCCGCAGUUGAAGACCAAACGAGUGCAGAAGGUGAUGCUACGCACUCGUUGUCAACGGGAGAUUUGCAACAAGCCAUCAAGAACGGUGCGACUCAGGUUCAAACGUAUGACAAACGACUUUCCAGUGGUAGCGACGUGACUGACAGCAGCGAGUCAUGCUCGUCUGUGACAUCUGAACCAUCCACGCCACGAACACCUUAUUACAAUCAUGCCUUCAGUAUUGCAGUGGAAAGCGGUAGUCUUUUAGACUCUUCUCGCAUCAUACACCAGGGCAGCCCUACGAGCAAAGACAAGCUCGACGUAUGGGCCCUUCCGUUUACAAAAGCAUACACAUCAUCAAAACCUCCAUCAUUAACCAGGUCGAGGUCGAGUCAAGCGGAUUCCGAUGUAUUUACCAAACGCUCAACUGGUCUGGGACUAGCUGAUCUAGUUCACUCGGUUUUAGGGGAUGCCAUCAAGCAAGCGGAUAUAGAGCUGAGAUGGGAUGAAAGCGGCGACUGGGAGAGUGAAGAUGAGGAAGAACCAGCUAUGACUGAACAAGAAAUCCGUGACUAUGAGUUGGAGCGCAGCUUAGCCAUGCGAAAAAAUCCUAUCAAUCGAUAUCUAAGCGAUGGGGUCAACGUCCUGUAUUGACGAAUGUUUUUGUUUUCCUCAGCUUGAAUUGGCAAAAAAGAUGAAACUUGGGGGGAGGGAAAUUUUUUUGCCACUGUACAUUUUUCAAACACGUGUGGGCAGGUCCUCUUCCCAUUACUACCUUUCCUUUCCACUUGUAUCAUAGGAAUUACCAGUGAAGAGCACAUAAUAUCGCUGUAGCCGCACUUUAACAUUAUUAUUCACUAGCUCGUCAAACUAUUUUUUUUUUGCCUUCUCUCUAGAAAGAGAUGGAUAUCUAUAACAUUAUAAAUUGCGUCAUGCAUACCGUGCAUUUCA
This is a messenger RNA of Umbelopsis ramanniana AG, 1451 nucleotides long. RefSeq lists its product as uncharacterized. The transcript has a single exon. The coding region runs from base 51 to 1154 and encodes 367 amino acids. Lineage: Eukaryota; Fungi; Mucoromycota; Umbelopsidomycetes; Umbelopsidales; Umbelopsidaceae. The record is from RefSeq and is a predicted model, not a curated record.